UGGGGACUGGCAGAAGCGGCACAGCAGUCCGGAGAAAGUGUGGCUCAUCUUAGAGCAGCUGCGGGUCCAGAGGAAAAUCAUAAGAAAGUGGGGAGGAGCGGGGUCAGGAGGAAGGAAGCAGAAUGUCCAGAACUCUGCUGCGGCCCGCCGGGCUCAGACAGCUCCUACUGCUGUGGCUGCUGCUGCCCCACGCACCUGGGGCCGGGGUCGAGGCCAGGACCGUCCGGCCCGCGCCGCCCUGCCCCGCGGUCUGCGAGCCAAUGCGCUGCCCCCCGCUGCCCUCCUGCUGCGGGACGGCGCCAGUGCUUGACCGCUGCGGCUGCUGCCGCGUCUGCGCCGCGGCCGAGGGCGAGGCUUGCGGCGCCGCGCUCCGCCGGCCGUGCGCCCCGGGGCUGCAGUGCCUCGCGCCGCCCUCACCGCGGCUCCUUGGCAGCAGCGGGCUCGGUACCUGCCGCUGCCCGGCGGCGGGGGCCGCGGUGUGCGGCAGCGACGGGCGCACGUACCCCAACCUGUGCGCGCUCCGCGCCAGGAACCACGCUGCACGUCUCCGCGGCGGGCUCCCGGCGGUGCACGUGCAUGAGGUGGACUGUGGGGACCCAGGGACCAGAAGCGCGGGCUGGCUCAGGAGCAAGUACAACUUCAUCGCAGAGGUGGUGGAGAAGGUGGCGCCGUCGGUGGUCCACUUACAGCUGUUCAGCAGGUCACCUCUCAGCAACAAGGAUGUCCCUGCGUCCAGUGCCUCUGGGUUCAUAGUGUCUGAGGAUGGGCUCAUUGUUACUAAUGCCCAUGUCCUCACCAACCGGCAUCGGAUCCAGGUAGAGCUCCAGAAUGGGGUCCAGUAUGAAGCCACUGUCAAAGACAUUGACCAUAAAUUGGAUCUUGCCUUGAUUAAGAUUGAGCCAAAGACUGACCUUCCUGUAUUGCUGCUGGGAAAGUCAUCUGACCUGCGAGCUGGCGAGUUCGUGGUGGCCUUGGGAAGCCCAUUUUCUCUGCAGAACACAGUGACCGCGGGAAUUGUCAGCACGACACAGCGAGGAGGCAAAGAGUUGGGGCUGAAGGAUUCAGACAUGGACUAUAUUCAGACUGAUGCCAUAAUUAACCAUGGGAAUUCCGGGGGGCCGCUGGUGAACCUGGAUGGUGACGUGAUUGGCAUAAAUACACUGAAGGUAACAGCAGGAAUCUCCUUUGCGAUUCCCUCUGAUCGUAUUCGACAGUUUUUGGCAGAAUUCCACGAGCGCCAGCUGAAAGGAAAGGCUCUUUCACAGAAGAAAUAUCUGGGUCUGCGCAUGCUGCCCCUCACUAUGAACCUUCUUCAAGAUAUGAAAAGGCAAGAUCCAGAUUUCCCUGAUGUGAGUUCCGGGGUUUUUGUAUAUGAGGUGAUUCAAGGAACAGCUGCUGAAAGCUCUGGGUUGAGAGACCACGAUGUAAUUGUCAGCAUAAAUGGACAGCCAGUCAGCACCACCACCGAUGUGAUUGAAGCCGUUAAGGCCAAUGAUUUCCUUUCCAUCCUGGUUCGUCGAAAGAGUCAAACUUUGAUCCUGACAGUCACACCUGAAAUAAUCGAUUAAGUGUCUUGAAAAAAAAAAAUGCAUGCUUUAAAACACACACACACACACACACACACACACACACACACAGGAAUCAUUAGGUUGGGGGUGUUUUGACUGCUGCUAAGAAGCCUUCCUAAGGCAAGUGAAAGGAUAUGGUGCCAGGAAGUCUGGGGAGCUGAUAAAAUUUUAUUUAAAGACCGGAAACAACUGAAAACAGGCAGUUUCUAAUUUAACCUUGACAGAAGGACACGUUAGCAUUUUAAAACUUCUCUAUAGCCACAAACUGGAUGUGACACAAACAUACACACAAAAUUAGAUCUACCUAUUAAAUAUUAAGAAAUACCCUGAACUCCAAGUGCAAAGAAAUUCACAUUUUUAAUGACAUUCCUUUACUUAAUCAGGUUUUCAGGUUAUAUCACAUUUGGCCAGGGCUUGUGAAUAAAAGAUGGGCUUUACCUAGAAGUCAAAUGCAAACUGACGAAUGCUGAUUGGCACAGAGGAAUAUAAUGAUUCUCAGGGUAUCAUCUUGCAGUGGAAACAAUUUUGGUCCCCAUCGGUUUUUCUGCCUGUGAAGACCUCUUCUAUAAAAUAGAAACUUCAAUAACUCACAUAUUUUAAGCUCUUUACUGAAGCUUUUCUUCCUGCAAACAUUAAUGAUGAAUGAUUUUGAGUCUGAAAGCUGCCAGAUUUUUUUUCUUCCUUGAAAGAAAAUAGCUUUUGAUGGGGUUUGUGAAUAUCCUUAAGCUUUUUUUUUUUGUCUUUUUAGGGCCGUACCUGCGGCAUGUGGAGGUUCCCAGGCUAGGGGUGUAAUCAUCGGAGCUGCAGCUGCCUGUCUACACCACAGCUCACCGCAACGCUGGAUCCUUAACCCACUGAUUGAGGCCAGGGAUCGAACCAUUUAAACUCAUGGUUCCUAGUGGGAUUCGUUUCUGCUGUGCCAUGACAAGAACUCCUUUUUUUUUUUUUUUUUUAAACUGUGAUAUGAAGCAGGAUUUGUAGUUUAAAGUAGUAUCUUAUUUUGGGUAAGAUUUUAAUUUUAGUCUAUUUUCCAGAUUUUUCUUAGAAGUGAGUUUUUCUUUUUAAAAAGGGUAUCCUUGAACUCUCUCAAGUUCUAUGCAAAAUUUUUUGUGUAUAUGCAUUUUUCUGGGGAGAAGCUCCAGUUUCUUCAUGACCCGUAACAAUUUAAAAAAUAUGGCCUUACAGUAUAAAGAUUAUAAAUAAGGAUCUAUCAAUUAUUACUGUUAUAAACAAGGUUAAGGUCAACAUGGUACAGAAUUUAAGACAGAACAGAAUAUUCUGUUCAUUUUUAACAUGAACCACUUAAUAAGAACAGUGAUCAUAUGAAUCAAGGACAAUAAAGCUGAAACUUUCAAGGAAACUUCAUAAUGACA
Molecule: messenger RNA, 2941 nt
Organism: Sus scrofa (pig)
Lineage: Eukaryota; Metazoa; Chordata; Mammalia; Artiodactyla; Suidae
Gene: HTRA4
Product: HtrA serine peptidase 4
Biological process (GO): programmed cell death; positive regulation of apoptotic process; proteolysis
Cellular component (GO): extracellular region
Molecular function (GO): protein binding; serine-type endopeptidase activity
Source: RefSeq, a predicted model, not a curated record